Molecule: messenger RNA, 945 nt
Organism: Centropristis striata (black sea bass)
Lineage: Eukaryota; Metazoa; Chordata; Actinopteri; Perciformes; Serranidae
Gene: rdh14a
Product: retinol dehydrogenase 14a
Exons: 2
Coding region: 87-941 (284 amino acids)
Source: RefSeq, a predicted model, not a curated record
AGAAGUUCCUGUUGUUGUUUCCGUCCCGUUAGAGACCUCGUGAUGUUCUGCCUGUACCCCGGCAGUGAGCUCCAUGUCCGGCUGUGAUGGAGGGGAAGACCGUGCUGGUGACCGGAGCUAACAGCGGGAUAGGCAGAGCCACCGCGGCCGCCAUAGCGAAGCUCCGGGGCCGGGUGAUCCUGGCCUGCAGGGACCGGAGCAGAGCGGAGGAGGCGGCCCGGGAGAUCCGGCAGGAGGCCGGGCCAGACGCCCUGCUGCGGGUCAGACAGCUGGACCUGGCCUCGCUCUCAUCCAUACACACCUUCUGUCAGGACAUAAUAAAGGAGGAGCCUCGGCUAGACGUUCUGAUCAACAACGCUGGCGUCUACCAGUGUCCGUACACUAAAACAGAAGACGGCUUUGAGAUGCAGUUUGGCGUGAACCACCUGGGCCACUUCCUGCUCACACACCUGCUGCUGGAGCUGCUGAAGCGGUCUGCGCCCAGCCGGAUCGUGGUGGUCUCCUCCAGACUCUACAAGCACGGACACAUUAACUUUGAGGACCUGGACAGCGAGCAGAGCUACGACAAGGCGUUCGCCUACAGCCGCAGCAAGCUGGCCAACCUGCUGUUCACCUGUGAGCUGGGCCGCCGGCUGCAGGGCAGCGGGGUGACGGUCAACGCUCUGACGCCUGGAAUAGUGAGGACUAACCUGGGCAGACAUGUCCAGGUCCCGCUGCUGGCCCGGCCCCUCUUCAACCUGCUGUCCUGGGGUCUGUUUAAGAGCCCAGAGGAAGGAGCCCAGACCUCCGUCUACCUGGCCUGCAGCCCCCAGGUGGACGGGGUCCAGGGGAAGUGUUUCGCUGGUUGUCAGCCUCAGAACCUGCUGGACAAGGCCACAGACCAGGACACGGCCAGGAAACUCUGGGACAUUAGUGAAGUCAAGGUCGGCAUCACCACAUGACUUC